UCGCCACUGUUUUUUUGAAUAUAUUAGAAAAGAAAAAAAGUAGAACAGAGCGGAAGUUCACUAGCAUCAAAUUAAUUUGCACUUUAGGAGUAAAUAUAUCGAAUAAUACGGUUCAAAAUUUUAACAUAUUUUUGAAAACAGUACAAAAGUGCAUCGAAAAGUGUGAAAUUGUGGGACAACUUAAAUUUAUAAGUAUAUUUUAUAGUUUGGUUUAUAAUCAAUGUAUCCACGAAGCUGCGAUUUUUGGAAAACACAACUAAAUUAAUCGUUCCAACACGUAAUGGAUGAAAAAUCGGGUUUUUUGGGUACUUUUCUUGCUAAAGGUCUGAAAACAAAUCAAUUGGAGGUAAACACAGAUGAAAAAACCUUGCGUCCAAUUGCACGUUUGAAGGAGCCAAGAGAUCUUUUCGCGCUGCCUAAGGACAAGGAUAAUGUUUGCUCACAGCAGGCCCCCAGAUGGCCUGUGGAGUGUCAGGUCAUAGAAGAACGAAUUAUACAUAUACCUUAUGUGCCUAUCUUACCGGAACCACUAAAUGCUCCAACGGGUAAUGAAAUAAAACCACGUCCUGUAGGUGAAGAAAAUGGCACUGUGGUAUUUAAUUAUAAUCCUAUUAGCGCCGUCAACUAUGAUAAUUUAAAAAAGAAACCAGCUGACGACUCAAGCGAUACUGAUUCAGAUAUUGAAUCAGUCGAUUCAGAAGCUGAAAAACAAACCGACUUGAAAAUAGAAAAGAGUAUUACCAAGAUUUUGGAGUCGAUGUCGUCAAGCAAUUCGAAUGAAGACGAUGAUGAUGAUGAUGAUAGCGAUGGGGAUGAAUGUGACGUGGAUAGUGAUACCUCUGCGAUGAAUAUGCGUAAACAAAAGAGUUUAAAAAAGAAGAAAGAACAUAAGGAAAUACCAAAAAUUGUUGAGGACGAAAUUGAAGAUAUAUGGGCUAAUAAAACACCAGAAUAUAAACCAUCCACACCAAUUCCUGUAAGGCACCGAAAAAGAACUCAAGAAGUUACUGUAAAUGAGGAAGCAGCAAAUGGUGGAGAAGUUUUAGCGCCAACAUUUGUUCCAAAUAAAAAUGAUUUGAAGGAAAAUAUAAUUAUAAAAGUUGCAAGUAUUAUUAAUGAAUAUAGUGUGAACAGUGAAGAGGGUGAAGAGCACGAUCUCAAACAAAAUGAUUUAAAAACGAAAUUGCUUGAUAAUAUUCAAGAAUUAAGAAACAAGAAUGUAGAAUUAGAAGUGAAAGGGAAUAUUAAAUGUAAAGAAAAUGCACAAAAUAAAGAAAAUGCACAAACUCAGUCUAAACAAAAUAAUAGCAAUGAAACACAAAUUAAUAAUGAUAAUGAACAAAAUGCUGAUGAUGAUUCUUUAAAUUUACCACAGUUCAGUCGUUCAUCUGUCGGCGGUUCUAAAAUUUUAACUAACUGCCAUCCCUUUAAUCCUAUUGAUUACGAUGGACUGGAAUUCGAAUCCCGCUUCGAAUCUGGUAACCUGGCAAAGGCUGUGCAAAUAACUCCAAGUUACUAUGAAUUGUAUUUACGUUCAGACUUGUACACAAGUCGAUCCAAGCAAUGGUUUUAUUUUAGAGUAAAAAAGACUAGAAAAAAUCGAAAUUAUAGAUUUUCUAUUGUUAAUUUAGUCAAAUCGGACAGUUUAUUUAAUGAUGGUAUGCGUCCGGUCAUGUAUUCUACAAUCGAUGCCAAGCAAUCAAAAAUAGGUUGGCGACGUUGUGGCGAGAAUAUAAGCUACUAUCACAACGAAGAUAGUUCUGGUGAAGAGGAGGAGAAUGCUUCGUUUACUUUGACUUUUAAUAUAGAAUUUCAAUAUGACAAUGAUACGGUUUAUUUUGCUCAUUGUUAUCCUUAUACAUAUAGCGAUUUACAGGAUUACCUGAUGAAUAUACAAAAGGAUCCAAUUAAAUCGAAAUUCUGCAAAUUAAGACUUUUAUGCCGCUCAUUAGCUGGUAAUAAUGUAUAUUAUUUAACAGUGACUGCACCAUCACCGGAUGAGCACUCAUUAAGACGCAAAAAAUCGAUUGUUGUAUCUGCACGUGUACAUCCAAGUGAAACUCCAUCAUCAUGGAUGAUGAAAGGACUAAUGGAUUUCAUAACUGGUGAAACAAUAGUGGCCAAGCGUUUACGUCACAAAUUCAUAUUCAAACUGAUACCAAUGCUUAAUCCUGAUGGUGUUAUUGUUGGUAAUACACGUAAUUCGCUUACAGGCAAAGACUUAAAUCGACAAUACCGCACCGUCAUAAGAGAAUACUAUCCAUCCAUUUGGUAUACAAAAGCAUUAAUUAAAAGACUGGUUGAUGAAUGCGGUGUUGCAAUGUACUGUGAUAUGCACGCUCAUUCUCGCAGGCACAAUAUUUUCGUUUAUGGCUGUGAGAAUAAACGUAAUCCGGAAAAGAAGCUGACGGAACAAGUUUUUCCGCUAAUGAUGCAUAAAAAUGUGGCAGAUAAGUUCUCCUUUGAAUGCUGUAAAUUUAAAGUGCAACGCAGCAAAGAAGGCACUGGACGCAUUGUGGUUUGGAUGCUAGGCAUAACAAACAGUUAUACUAUUGAAGCAUCCUUCGGUGGAACUUCGUUGGGUUCACGUAAAGGCACACAUUUCAAUACAGGGAAUAAUAUUUAA
Messenger RNA from Teleopsis dalmanni, 2626 nucleotides. RefSeq names its product cytosolic carboxypeptidase Nna1-like. Gene Ontology annotation, biological process: proteolysis. The record is from RefSeq and is a predicted model, not a curated record. The transcript has 13 exons. Gene Ontology annotation, molecular function: metallocarboxypeptidase activity; zinc ion binding. Lineage: Eukaryota; Metazoa; Arthropoda; Insecta; Diptera; Diopsidae. Bases 281 to 2626 code for a protein of 781 amino acids.